AUGCCUCUCCAACACCUCUCAGACGACUUUUCUGCUCAGUGCUUUCUUGUGACCCUCCUGGUUACCCUGUUGUCUACAUCAUCUGAUGCCUGUGGUAAGCCACCAAAGUUUGAAAACAUGCAGCUCAACGGCAGUCCUAAAACCAGUUAUAUGGCUGGGGAACAAGUACAAUACUCAUGUAGACCAGGAUACAGGAGACGACCUUCUAUGAAGAUGUCCAGUGUGUGUGCUGCAAAUGGCCAGUGGUCACCCAUUUCAAAGGAUGCUUGUCACAAAAAAUCAUGUCCAAGGCUAGAUGAUCCCACCAAUGGCCAAGUAAACUAUGUGAACGGAAGUUUGGAGUUUGGCACACAAAUUCAAUAUACUUGCAAUUCUGGCUUUUUCUUAAUUGGUGAAGGAACUCAAUAUUGUCUUGCUACAGGAACAGAUGUAGAGUGGAGUGCUGAACCGCCAAUAUGUUCAACGAUUUUAUGUAAACCACCUCCAAAUAUAAUAAAUGGAGUGUUCUCCCCAAGUAACAAGGACGUAUUUGAAUAUAAUGAAGUGGCAACUUACCGAUGUAACCAAGUUCCUGGCCAGGAUGAACUGUCACUUGUUGGCAAGAGACAGAUUUAUUGCACUGAAAAUCAAAAAUGGAGUGCUAACCCUCCUGAGUGCAAAGUGGUCAGAUGUCCAUAUCCUGUCAUUCGAAAUGGGAGACAGACUUCAGGAUUCAGAAAGAAAUAUUCCUAUAGAGCACAGGUUACGUUUCAAUGUAACCAGGGGCUUUUCCUUCAUGGGAGUGACACCAUCAUGUGUGAGGGUAACAGUACAUGGCAGCCACCAAUUCCAACUUGUAAGAGCAAUCCACCUCCUCCCCCUCCCACAACAUCUUCCACUACAAAUGUUUCAAGUGUUGCAAACUCUACAGGAGCACCGCUUGAUUUUGGAGAUUUAAAGAGAUGGAGCAUUUCUCUGAUAAUGAUGGCUAUGCUGGAGAUAUAG
Molecule: messenger RNA, 984 nt
Organism: Mesocricetus auratus (golden hamster)
Lineage: Eukaryota; Metazoa; Chordata; Mammalia; Rodentia; Cricetidae
Product: membrane cofactor protein-like
Exons: 1
Coding region: 1-984 (327 amino acids)
Biological process (GO): negative regulation of complement activation, classical pathway
Cellular component (GO): cell surface
Source: RefSeq, a predicted model, not a curated record